AUGCCGCACCUUUUCGAGGCUUGUAAUCAUCACAAGGUGAACCUAAUAAAUGGAACCCCUCAAAAGCUGCUCAAAAUUGCUGAAGCUGCAAAGGCAACCGGCACGACCUUGCCGACGGUCAAGAAACUCCGCACCCAAGGAAUUUUCCUACCCGAGCGCAUAGCGGCCGAGGUAGUGUCCGUCUUCGCGCCUGACGAGCUGCGAGACUGCUACGGUAUGACCGAAGUGAGCGGCUUCCUGGCUGUGCCACCCAAAGGAGAACUACCACAAGGAAACGUAGGAUUCCCAGUCUGCGGUACAAAGAUGAAAGUAGUUGAUCCCUAUAACAAAACUGUGCUGAGUCCAAUGGAAACUGGUGAAGUACUCUUUCAGUCUCCAUACGUAAUGCGUGGUUAUUACAAGAAUGAUGAAGCUACGAGAGACUUCAUCGACCCCGAAGGCUGGAUACACACAGGUGACCUUGGCUAUUAUGACAACGAUGGUAGGCUGUUUCUGGCUGGCAGACUGAAGGACACCAUGUUCCGCAUGUCUAAGCACAUGAACCCAGCCGAGAUGGAACACUGUCUGUACGGCCACUGGGCCAUCUCCGAGGUGGCCGUCCUACCAGUUCCCAGGGAGGACACUGACGACGACCCGGCUGCUAUAGUCGUCCUCAAGGAGGGCGUUGCUGAAGACCAGAAGCUGGCUGAAGAAAUAAAAGCGUACGUCGCUGAGCGGCUGGCACCAUACAAGCACCUUCAUGGGGGAGUGUUCUUCACAGAUUGUAUCCCAAAGACGAGCUUCGGGAAAGUCAAAAGACGACAGCUGCCCAAUAUGCUCAAGUCGCUGAAGAGAAUGGACAAUUCAUCAGCCUAA
This is a messenger RNA of Rhipicephalus microplus (southern cattle tick), 855 nucleotides long. RefSeq lists its product as uncharacterized. The record is from RefSeq and is a predicted model, not a curated record. Gene Ontology annotation, molecular function: CoA-ligase activity. Lineage: Eukaryota; Metazoa; Arthropoda; Arachnida; Ixodida; Ixodidae.